Molecule: messenger RNA, 1533 nt
Organism: Perkinsus marinus ATCC 50983
Lineage: Eukaryota; Perkinsozoa; Perkinsida; Perkinsidae
Exons: 1
Coding region: 1-1533 (510 amino acids)
Source: RefSeq, a predicted model, not a curated record
AUGGCGACACCUGGGAGAUCUCCCCCUCCCCCCGCUACCACCGUCAUAUCUACUGAUCAUCAAUCUGAUCUACAAAGGCUUCGUCGUGAGCUUGCCAGGGCUCGCCGCUGCCUAGCCCAAGUUCGUGAAGACCUUAAUAAUGUGAUCGACGACGGUUCGGACGACAACUCGCAGGUUCUGGACGACUUACAAGGGCGCGAAUCUGCCGCCCUGGCCCGUAUCCCUGAGAUCGAGACUAGCAUGGCUGAGGCUCAGGCUACCAUCGACGCUGAGCUCAGUGAUCUGGCCCGUCAAGCAGGAUUGUCACGUGCAAUCCAAGCUCGUUUGAGCAUCGAGGAUCAGAAUACGACUUCUUCACCUCCAAACGAUCGUGAGGGAGUCCUUGAGUCCCCCCAAUAUGUGAGCUUCACCCCGAGCCGGGCCGGUAACGUGAUCGAUUCGGUCCCUAGAGUGGAUGAACGCCCACCUACAACGUUGGCUGACCUGAACCGAUUGCCCGUACCUGAAGUGCAGUCUGGUCCUCACGUAGCUUCUCAUGUUUCCCUUGUAGAAAAUCUGUUCGUGGAGACUGGUGCUGGACAGUUCAGCGGCUCCGGUUCGUUCGUCCCGCACGCGAAGUUUAAGCUUACCUGCUUUACAAAGUUAGCGACGAGUCUGAAGCCAUGCCCUGCAGCAUUGGCUGUCGCUCAUGAGGUGGCAAGGACAACGAGGUAUGAUUGGGCUUCUAUUCGUCAUGAACUCUGGCAGCAGUUCUCUCGUAAGGACCAGCUGAGGGACGAGUACCGUUCGGCUCUCCAGUCCUUGAAGUUCGGGGGCUUGGAGCACGCGGAUGACUUCCUUCGGAAAUGCUCGGCACUCUACCAUCUUUAUCAAGACGUUUAUAAGGAUGAGGCCUCCGAGAGAAGGGUUAUGGUUCGCGCGGUUGUCAAUAAGUUGCCUGAGAAUCUACGCUUGGAUGUGAUCGAGUCCGUCCACCACUCCAUCGGUGUGUCGCGUGACACCGAAUGUACCACCUCUGAGGAUCUGGAGUGGGAGCUCCUUUUGCCCUUCGAUGGCGUUCGUGUGGGACCGACUGUAGUGAGGUGCAUAAGGAAGAGCUGUCGUGUCUUCCGUGAUGCUUCGAUUAAGCUUACUCCACAGUCAAGUUCUUCAAAGGCGUCUGAGAAGGAGGCUGCACGCACAACUUUGCACACGCGUGCCGCCAUUGACACUCUCUCCCAAUUACACGACGGGAACCCCAAGCAUAAGAGAGAGAAUCUGUCAAAGUGGGCUUCUAAGUUUGCGGCUGUCUAUGUGAUCGGUGGGCCUGGGGUACAAGGCCCCUCUGAUAAAGUGGUUCGCUCGGAUGAGUCUAAGACAAUCUCACUUCGUUCGGGAAAAGGACAGCUGUGGUUCGUGGCCUACAACAACAAGACUGAAGGUCUCAAUGCUGUUAAAGAGAUUGAAAGUGAUCAGUUUCGAAUCAGACCCUUCCAAUUCCGAGGGCGCCAAGUCGCUGCCGGAGCUAAUGCUUCCUCGGAGACGGGAAACUAG